CAUUCGCAAGUUUAUCAACCCCUUUGUGCAAAUGGUCUUUCGGUCAACAAAAGUGUAAUCGUUGAAUCCACAGAUCUACACCGCUGUUACUUUUACGCUUUUUACCCCCUGUGGAGUCAUCGGGCUCAAACUUGUUUUCCCAUUGAUCUUAAUGAAAAUAUUAGCAUUUGGGAAGUGACGCCUGCUAUAUCCAAGUGA
This is a messenger RNA of Acaulospora morrowiae, 198 nucleotides long. NCBI's taxonomy places the organism in Eukaryota, Fungi, Glomeromycota, Glomeromycetes, Diversisporales, Acaulosporaceae. The record is from the annotation of a GenBank genome assembly.